AUGGCCUACACCGUCAACCAUGACUCCACAAGGCCACCGGACACAGCAACGUGGUUCAUGGACUGCCGAGGGGCUGGCUGGCAAGAGAUGACGGUGAAGUUGAGCCCGCUUGUGGAGGAGAAGGUUCCUGGCAAUGUUUGGAGUCGAGUCAACUCCAGCUUGCAGAUCACCACCAGCCUUUGCACGGAACGGAACGCUCUCGUGAACACUGUCUUUGACCUGCAGGGCGAGACAGACAGUGGAGCUCCUCUGUACAGGGCCUCCGACGGCAGCUACUUGUACCACGGACCUCACUGUGGUCUUGGCCAAAGCGGAAAGAAGUGGAUCAUUAGCCCAGCCUUAUGUACACAAGGCUUCGACUACGCGUACAUCUUGUCAGAGGAUGAGUAUGGGCCGCCCCUUUCAUCCUCUCAGUGGUCCGUGAACUGCGGCAGGAAAGGCUGGCUAACCAUGCCGAUCAAGUUCAGUCCCAUCACGCUGUACGGCCGCAUCAAGACGCCGAAAGGCUUUUGCCUGGAGCCUUGGCACGGAGAUCCGUUGCUUCAACCCUGCACGGCAGAUGGCUCUCAGCUGUGGAUCUACAAUGCAACCAGCGGACUUCUGAAGGACCGGCAUGGCGAAUGCUUGGAGGCCCCAGUCGUCGGCGCUUUCCCGUCACAGCCAGUCGGAACUCCCGUUCGCACCACCGCCUGCGAUCCUGACUCGGCAAGUCAGAAGUGGACGUACGACAAGGAAACGAAGGAGGUGAAGCUUCGAGCCGGCAACUGCCUGGAUGCGGCACAGCCGGACACAGUAGGAGGCCGCGUGCAACUAUUUCCCUGCCACGUCGGCAAUGACAAUCAAGUCUGGGUAUUCUCUAAAGAUUAG
Messenger RNA from Symbiodinium necroappetens, 867 nucleotides. NCBI's taxonomy places the organism in Eukaryota, Dinophyceae, Suessiales, Symbiodiniaceae. The record is from the annotation of a GenBank genome assembly.